Molecule: messenger RNA, 1149 nt
Organism: Striga hermonthica
Lineage: Eukaryota; Viridiplantae; Streptophyta; Magnoliopsida; Lamiales; Orobanchaceae
Source: the annotation of a GenBank genome assembly
AUGGAUUCGGAGGAAUUUCGGACUAUCUUAUCGAGAUCCAGAUUUGGGAUUUGGGAGCUGAUCGAGGCCGCGAUUAAAGUUGCCUCCUCGGACUACGGCGAUGAGCUGCAGCGCCGCCGUGACAAAUUCGUCGAGGCGCUCUACGCGCCGCCGGCGCAGCUCUGCCGGAACUGCAACGGCAGCCUGUACCAGGACGGCGGUGUCGACGAGCCGUAUUAUCCGCAGGCUGUUAGUAACAAUUACAAUAACAGCGAUAACGUUGAUAAUGGCAACUACGAUGAUGAAUAUAAUGAUGACGGUAAAAAGUUUGAUGACGACGAUAAAGGCAACGUGAAUUCGAAUGAUGAUUUUGGCAAGAGCCCAUUGACGCCGGAGUCCAACCACCGGGAGAUUAACGGCGGGGAAGAGGAAGAGGAUUUCGAUCCGUACGGUGGGUUGUUUGAUGAUGAGCAGACCAAAAUCCUCAGCAUCAAAGAGCAGCUUGAAGAUCCACUCCAGAGUGAAGAUGAUGUGGUCCAGUUGCUUCAGAACCUGGAAGAUAUGGAUAUCACAUUUCAAGCGCUGAAGGAAACUGACAUAGGAAGACAUGUGAACCGAUUGAGGAAACAUCCAUCGAAUGAGGUUCGGGUAUUGGUGAAGCAACUUGUCAGAAAAUGGAAGGAAACUGUGGAUGAAUGGGUUAGGGUGAACCAACCAAAAGGGACUGCAAACCUAAAUAAUGCUGAUGGGGAUUCACCUCAGCAGAGCAUUCCCAAAAAUCAACAAAAUGGCCAUCACCAGGUCCCUGAUUUUGGGUACUCCCCAAAUCCACAGAAUGGGAGUUCCUCUGUUGAAAAGAAUAAUGGAGGGCGUGAAAUGAAGCAGAAGUCUGUACCAAAAUCUAUACCCCGAAGAGAAACUUCAUCAAGACCACCUUCACAAUCACUUUCGAAAUCUUCGGCUCCUCCCAAUAGAUCAAUCCCAGUCAUGGAUGAUGAGAGGUUAAAUUCAGCAAGAAGGCGGCUUCAGGAGAAUUAUCAAGAAGCCGAGAAUGCCAAAAAGCAGAGGACGAUUCAAGUGAUGGAUAUUCAUGAGAUUCCCAGACCAAAGACAAAGAAUGCAUUUUUUGCCAAGAACAAAGGCGGGUUUCAGGGAAAGCACCAUAGGUGA